Messenger RNA from Branchiostoma belcheri (Belcher's lancelet), 2190 nucleotides. Its product is annotated as potassium voltage-gated channel protein Shal-like. The coding region runs from base 70 to 1494 and encodes 474 amino acids. The record is from RefSeq and is a predicted model, not a curated record. Gene Ontology annotation, molecular function: A-type (transient outward) potassium channel activity; protein binding. Gene Ontology annotation, cellular component: membrane; voltage-gated potassium channel complex. Gene Ontology annotation, biological process: potassium ion transmembrane transport; protein homooligomerization. The transcript has a single exon. NCBI's taxonomy places the organism in Eukaryota, Metazoa, Chordata, Leptocardii, Amphioxiformes, Branchiostomatidae.
CCUUUAUGACGUCUUACGCUCUUUGGUAAUCCGUUUUGCUCAUCCGGAGAAACUGUAACAUUACUGACGAUGUACGCUGUACGUGGUGGAACCUCCACUCCGGAACCCACCCGCGGAAAAUUCAGCAGACUAGAGGAGAAAAUAUCCCGAGCGCCUCUCGAGACCUUCCGGAAACAGGCGAAGAGCAUCGCUCGCCGUCGUUCGGACAAAGUCGCCUUGCGAGUCGGAGGUACUCGGUUUCAGGUCUCCAGACACAUCUUGGACUUCCAUCCGGACACGUUGCUAGGCAGUGAGGAACGCGAGCGCUUCUUUGACCAGGACGCUCAGGAGUACGUCUUUCCCGAUCGAGACCCUGAGAUUUUCCGAUACGUGCUGAGCUACUAUCAAACGGGGAUGCUUCACUUUCCUUUCGAAGAGGAGUUGCUGGACUAUCAGCAGGAACUCUUGGCCUUCGGCUUCGACUUAGAUCAGCUCGAACAAGUCAUCAGCAGCUGUUGUCUGGAGUUUUACGAAGACAAGCAGGAGGCCUUGGAGAAGUUGAAACCGUUUCUUAAGAAAAAGAUGGCCAAGCCUAAACCGCGGACGAUCCGAGAGCGUCUGUUUCACAUGAUCGAGAACCCAAAGCAGAGCACAUUUGGAGCUGCGUUUUUCUGGCUCACUUCAGCCUUCAUUGCACUCUCUGUGACAGCGAAUGUGGUAGAACACUCCAUCUACUCUCCUGGGGAAAAGGAGGGCGAGUUCGUCUACGUCGGAGAGGCCUAUGUGACUCCGUUUUUGGUUGUUGAGGUGGCGGUCGCCAUAGUUUUCACGCUGGAGUACAUCAUCAGAUUCUACGCCGCUCCCAACCGCCUCAAGCACGUCCGUCAGUUCAUGAGCGUGGUGGACCUGGUCAGCAUCCUGCCGUUCUACAUCAGCCUCAUGCUGCCGCAGAAAAGCGCCGUCACCAGCGCCUUCGUCACCCUCAGGGUCCUCCGCGUCUUCCGCGUCUUCAAACUCGCCCGCCACUCAGAGAAGCUGAAACGACUGGGCUAUGUGGUGAAGAACAGCAUGAGAGACCUUGGCUUUCUAGUCUUCACCAUGAUGAUAACAGUCGUGCUGUUCUCUAUAAUCAUAUACCAAGCGGAGAGGUUUUCACCAGACUCGCCCUUCGUCUCGGUCCCACACACCUUCUGGUACAUCAUCGUCACCAUGGUAACGCUAGGGUACGGAGACAUGGUGGCUGUGACCAUAUUUGGCAAGAUUGUGACGGGAAUCUGCAUGAUCAGUUCCGUGAUUCUCCUAACCCUCCCCGUAACGGUCGUCAUCGGCAACUAUAACGAACUGUGCAGGUCCACGCAAGACAUGGUCUACAUCAAACGGAAGGGAUGCCGGUGUCUGGCGCCUGAGCCAAAGGCCCCUCAAACGCAAGACGAGUGCGUUGAAAAUAAUGAGGUUUCGCAUCAGCCAAUGGGGACAGAGAGCACACCCUUAAUUACUUGGUCCAGCAGCGUUUAGUUUCUGUAAACUAAACAGUGCCUAACAAAGGUUCAUCUCAAUGCCUGUACCGAUCAAAAAGUGCUAAAAAGAUAGACAAACUGACAAAUAGACAGUGGAACAUUUGCAGAAUUCAGACCCUCUUUAAUUGUCCAUUGCAAAGUACCAGCUCAGAAAAAAUUGUAAAAUUUUAAAAAGUCUGUAGUAGGGCAAGGUGAGAAUGAUAGUACUUUGCUGUGUGCAGUGGUUACAUUAAUUGUUCAUGUUUUACCAUUGUGCUACAACUGUUUGUCCUGAUUUGAAUGUGCUGCUGGUAAUAAACUAAAAGGAUGUUAAUGACCUCCACUUCAUAGCCACUAGUUUUCUUUGUUAACAACAAAUUCAAGAUUUCAGACUUGUGGAAAGUAUACAAUCCUCCACUUCCUGAAUUCCCCCUAAUAGACUUCUAAUUCCUGCUGGCUCCCGGCCAGAUUAUGUGACCUUUGUCAUUCUGCCCAUCAAUUUCCCCCACCCACGUGCUGUCAACCUACUCGAAUCCCAUUAAAAAGUACUACACAAAAUCUCCGCUCAGCCACCGAAGACAAUACAACACCUGGAAGUAAUCCCCUGCCAUGUUAACAUCAGAGAUGAGACUAGUGUCAGGUCAGGUUUCAAACAGUUUUGAAAGAGAAAAAGAACUAAGUCGCCAAACCACAUCAACUUUAACAGAAUAUGCGA